Messenger RNA from Cheilinus undulatus (humphead wrasse), 4233 nucleotides. RefSeq names its product beta-secretase 1 (gene bace1). NCBI's taxonomy places the organism in Eukaryota, Metazoa, Chordata, Actinopteri, Labriformes, Labridae. The record is from RefSeq and is a predicted model, not a curated record. The coding region runs from base 529 to 2106 and encodes 525 amino acids. Gene Ontology annotation, cellular component: trans-Golgi network; endosome; membrane. The transcript is spliced from 10 exons. Gene Ontology annotation, biological process: amyloid-beta metabolic process; membrane protein ectodomain proteolysis. Gene Ontology annotation, molecular function: aspartic-type endopeptidase activity.
UGGAUGGAGGAGGAGGAGGAGGUGAAAGACUGGAAGGCGGAGAACAGAAUGAACGGGUUAGAGAGGGGAAUGAUGCGGAUUACCGUGGACCGCCGGUCAGCCUGCGUGCCAACGAUGGUUUCGGUCGUUGGACAAGAGGAUUUGCGGAGGAAACAACAAAGGCCUGCGGUUUGUUGACUCACUGAGCUCAGAGAGGGAGCCUGUAAUUCACCCGUCGCCUCAAAUUAUCUGUGACACCGAGGGCUGAGGGUUAAUUCUGAGAGUGAUUUCAUUUCUAGCGUUGGCUUUUUUUGUAUGUAGAUGUAGUGUUUGUGUAGUUUACAUGAUUUCGUCUUCAUUUUUGUUGAAAACUAUGAAAAAAGAGUGACCCUGCCCCCCCUCUUAUUUGUGGUUCAACUACCAUCAUGGCUUUAGCCGUCAUAGCAUCAUCGCCACCUGAUCUCUUCUUCUUCGCCGCCGCGGACAGGAUGUCAAGCUGAACAGGCGCUUAAACCGACACACCAAAACACAACUUCACCGACUUUCAUCAUGGAGACGUCGAUGUUACAGCCCUGCUGGUUGACAGGUCUGUUCAUAUGGACGAUAUUGUGUCUGCUCUCCAGCGGUCACUCCGCGCCUGACGCCUCGGGCCUGCCUCUAGCUAUCCGCGUGCCACUGCGGCAGGGCGCCCGCGCUGAACCGCUUCUGCCACCUGCCGCUGCCGCAGCCGCUGUGGACCGCGAGAGCGGCAACGUGGGAAAAUACGGUGUGCGCAAGCGGAGAGGAGCAGCUGGUAUCAGCUUCGUGGACAUGAUUGAUAACCUUCGCGGAAAGUCAGGCCAGGGAUACUACGUGGAAAUGGCUGUGGGCUCUCCUCCGCAGAAGUUGAACAUCUUGGUGGACACAGGAAGCAGCAACUUUGCUGUCGGAGCAGCUGCUCAUCCCUUCCUGCGAAGAUACUACCAUCGCUCGCUCUCUAGUUCAUACCGUGACCAGGGCAGGAGCGUGUAUGUUCCCUACACUCAGGGUCGCUGGGAAGGGGAGCUGGGCACCGACUUGGUCUCCGUCCCACAUGGCCCGAACGCCACACUGCGUGCUAACAUCGCUGCUAUCACCCAGUCAGAUCGCUUCUUCAUCAAUGGAUCCAACUGGGAGGGAAUCCUAGGACUGGCCUAUGCUGAUAUAGCACGGCCUGACGAGACUUUGGAGCCUUUCUUCGACUCUUUGGUUCGCCAGACUCCUGUCCCCAACCUCUUCUCUCUCCAGUUGUGUGGAGCUGGCUUCACUCAGAACUACUCCCUGGGUAGUGCGACCGUUGGUGGCAGCAUGAUCAUUGGAGGAGUGGAUCCGUCUCUGUAUGUGGGACAGCUUUGGUACACGCCCAUCCGCAGGGAGUGGUACUAUGAAGUCAUAAUUGUGAAAAUUGAGGUGAAUGGACAGGACCUCAACAUGGACUGUAAAGAGUACAACUACGAUAAAAGCAUUGUGGAUAGUGGCACCACCAACCUUCGUCUGCCUCGGAAAGUGUUCCAGGCUGCAGUCAAGGCUAUUGAAGCAGCUUCUUCGACAGAACAGUUCCCCUCUGGGUUCUGGCUCGGGGAGCAGCUGGUAUGCUGGCAGGCUGGUACUACUCCUUGGCACAUCUUCCCAGUCAUAUCACUCUACCUGAUGAGCGAAAACCACAACCAGUCUUUCAGAAUCUCCAUCUUACCACAGCAAUACCUGCGGCCGGUGGAGGAUGUGGCUUCUGCCCAGGAGGACUGCUAUAAGUUUGCUGUGUCCCAGUCCAGCACCGGCACUGUGAUGGGAGCUGUCAUCAUGGAGGGAUUCUACGUUGUUUUUGACCGAGAAAAGAAACGCAUCGGCUUUGCUGUCAGUACAUGCCACGUACACGAUGAGUUUCGUACAGCCUCUGUGGAAGGUCUGUUCCACGGUGUCGACCUGGAGGACUGCGGCUACAACAUCCCUCAAACAGACGAGUCCACUCUCAUGACCAUCGCCUACAUCAUGGCAGGAAUCUGUGCUCUCUUCAUGCUUCCUCUGUGUCUCAUGGUGUGCCAGUGGCGCUUCGCCCGCUGCAUCCACCCACACGGGGACUUUGCAGAUGAUAUAUCGCUCCUUAAGUGAAUUUGUGGAAAAAAGGGGCAAAAUAAGUCAGAGACUAAACUUGAACUACAGCAUUGAGAAGGGUUGAUGUAAAGUUAUGGUCAGUGAUACAGGAUACUGGUGCUGUUGAAACAGAGCUUUCAAACAUUUCUUCAGGAGUUAAAUAUAUAAAAUAUAACACACUGUAUUUACACAGUGAAAAGUGCUGCCCUAAAAUUAGAGAGCAUUUGACUUAAACUGGAGCCAUUACUAACCUGGAGGAGAAACCAGAGAAAGAUGGUGUCGUCAGUGUUAACUGUAAGUCUGUUUAAAGCUUCUGUGUCAGCAUGCCUAGAGGAGCUGAAGUGGGGUAAAUGCAGGAAAGAAAAUCUGCUCUUUCUUAUGUAUAGUAAAUAGACCACCGAGAUGGACAGCAACUCUAGGAUUAUUAAAGAGAAAGCAGAUGUGAUAAACGUGUGGUUGAAUUAAGAAUGUCACAACCUGGGUGUCAUGUUAAGAUGGAAAUACAUCAUCUAUUCAGGCCUGGUUUGAGAUGGUAAGAUCUGGCCAUAUGAGUGCUUGGUUAUGUGUGUUUCUAACUCUACUGUUUGUGGCUUAUGAAUGAUUGUUUGUGUGUGAGCAUGCCUGUAUGUGUGCACAGCUGUAAUGUACGUGAAGAGUAUACAGAAAGAUAUAAUGAAAUUGUACUACUGAGGACAAAUAGCAUCUAUGAAGUAACACUAUUUUGCAAAUGCCAGCAAAUAUUUCUGCAAUGCAAAUCAAAUAAGCAUAAAGAGGCUCAUUGAUGAAAUAUAAGAUUGUAACAGCAUUUUCUCAGUGCUCUUGGUGUAAAACUAAGACUGCUGAACAGUCAGUAUCAGAUGUCACUUUCUUCUCUUAUAAUGAUAGCUUGAACAUACUGUAAUGAAAAAAGAAAAGUGCAUUCCAGUUCUCCUAUUUGCCCCACAUACACUCAGACAUUCACACACAUUACUUAUCCUACUGCUGCACUGUCUGACGAUUUGCACAUGUAACACAUUACAUGUUAACAAACCCAGACUUGAUAGGGCUUCUUCCACAAACAGCCUAACUCACCACAUUUUUCAAUGGGGACCAUAUAUGCUUGGACAAGGAAACGAUCCCAAAGUAUGGUAUACACUCGAUUGCUAUGUAUGUCAGCAAGGGACAGUUUGUAUCGUCCUUCCGCAAGUUGUAAAUAGACAAACUAAGAAGUGUAUAUUUAUCUGUCAGGCGCUGGCAGCACUGUUGAACCAAUAAACUACUUAUUGUAACUGUAACAGGAUGUACUUUUCAUUUUUUCCCCCACAGGUUUAACCACUAACUGAUGAGUAGGCGACCUACAGUGAAUAUGAAAAGAAUUCACCCCCCUGGACGUUUACCCUUUUACUGAUUUUAUAAAUCAAUCAUGAUCAGUAUCAUUUGGCUUUCUGACCAAAAAGACCUCUUCAAUGUCAAGGUUCUUUGGAAGAAGAGGAUGGAGUGGUGAUUUAUGAUGUUGACAAACUCGGAUCAGUAAACUUCCCUUGGAUGUGUUGUACUUCUUUUAUAACACUACACACAAUAAUUCAAGACAAAAAGGAAAACCCUCUGGCCAGGGGGACCCUGCCUCCUGCAGGAAUUUCUGUGGAAUGACAGCCUGCAUUAGGAGGGUCUGGUGCCUUCUUUUUAAAGAGGUCAGAUGUCUACUCUGGUUACCCAGCAGGGUAAAUACUGUUGCAGUAACUGUGUGCACUUAGAAAAGGAGCAUUAAAAAUGGCACACACAGACUUGUUCAGUCCCUAAAGUCCUUACACUUUUUCAGGCAUUUCCAGCAAAAAUAUGUGCCCCUGGCCUGUCUACAAUCCCCCUAAAGAAUCAGACAUCCUCAACAAAUAAGGCCAAAGUUGACUACACCUGCUGAGGCGACUGAGGUCCUUUGGAGUAGGCAGGACUCUGCUCAAGACAUUCUGUCAGGUCUCUUCUAUGCAGUGGUCUGCUUUGGAGAGGGGAGCACAGAGAGGGACAGAAAGGGUAUAAACAAGUUAAAUUAAAACAAGCUAAGUUAAAUUUAUUAUUUUCCCUGAUAUGUAAUGUUAACUUCUAAUUUUUAGUCCCUCUCACAUCAUACCAUUCACACUGUGUUUUUAAUUUUAACCUGGUCUUGUCCUU